UCCAUCUCUCCUCCCAUGGCAACUGUCUUGCUCUUCAAGACAUAACAGCGCCAAAAGAACCCUUUAAACCCUCCUCUUUCUCUUAAACCCCAAACCCAAGGUUUCUCCAUACACCAUCUAUCAUUUUAUUUCCUUACACAGUAAAAGAAAAAAAUGGGAAAAACAAGUGAAAUUGGAGGGCUAAUCUCAGCAAUAGCAGCUUCCUUUUCCUUUUCUCAAUCAAAUUUUGUUUCUUUUGCUGAUGGCCCUUUUAGUUUCUCUCCUUUCUCUUCUUCAAACCCUUCUCCUUCCCCUCAAUCUUCUUCGCCUUCUUCUUCUGUACAAUCUCAGCCGUCCACUUUGCCUCAAUCAACGGCGGCCGAUAAUAGUGAGCCUGCUCCUAGAGCUCCUAGGAAUGAUCACCCACGAACGACAUCUGCUGGGUUUGAUCCUGUGGCUUUAGAGAGAGGUGCUAAGGUUUUGAGAGAGAUUACCUCUUCCUCUCAUGCUAAAAAGCUCUUUGAGACUAUAAAGACGCAAGAAGCAACGAGGCAGGCAGAAUUGGCUGAAAAAGCUGCAGAAUUUAAGGCAUUGCAAGCUCAGGCUGAAACUGAGAGACAAAGAGUGGUAUAUGAUGAGCAGAGGAAGCUGGCACAGCACCAGGCACAAACUAAAUCCCAGAUGGCUCGCUAUGAGGAUGAACUGGCUAGGAAGAGGAUGCAGGCUGAAAAUGAAUAUCAAAGAGCAAGGAAUCAAGAGCUUGUGAAACUGCAAGAAGAAUCAUCAAUAAGACAGGAGCAGGCUCGAAGAGCAACAGAAGAACAGAUUCAAGCACAGCAGCGACAAACAGAGAGGGAAAAGGCUGAGAUAGAACGUGAAACAAUUAGAGUGAGAGCUAUAGCAGAAGCAGAAGGGAGAGCCCAUGAAGCAAAGUUAGCUGAGGAUGUUAAUCGGCGAAUUCUGAAGGAUCGUGCAAAUGCUGAAAUGGAGAAAUGGGUUGCUACAAUAAACACUACCUUUGAACACAUUGGAGGUGGUUUGCGAGCAGUUUUAACUGAUCAAAACAAGCUGGUCGUUGUUGUGGGAGGAGUCACGGCACUUGCAGCAGGGAUUUACACAACAAGAGAAGGUGCUAGAGUGAUUUGGAGCUAUGUAGAUAGAUUACUGGGACAACCAUCACUAAUCAGGGAGUCCUCCAGGGGCAAAUACCCUUGGUCAGGAGUUUUUACCCGUUCCUUGAGCACUUUAUCAAGUGGUGCAAAUAAGGGAUCGACUUCUAAAAAUGGAAAUGGAUUCGGUGAUGUGAUUUUACAUCCUUCUCUUCAAAAACGAAUUGAACAGCUGGCUAAUGCAACAGCCAAUACAAAAUCCCAUCAGGCUCCAUUUCGGAACAUGCUUUUCUAUGGACCUCCAGGAACCGGGAAAACAAUGGCUGCUAGAGAGUUAGCUAAAAAAUCUGGCUUAGAUUAUGCUUUGAUGACUGGUGGAGAUGUUGCUCCGCUGGGAUCACAGGCAGUCACAAAGAUUCACCAGUUAUUCGACUGGUCCAAGAAGUCUCGGAGGGGUUUGUUGCUAUUCAUUGAUGAAGCAGAUGCAUUUUUGUGCGAGCGGAACAAGACCUACAUGAGUGAAGCUCAACGAAGUGCACUGAAUGCCCUUCUUUUCCGCACUGGUGACCAGUCCAAGGAUAUAGUCCUUGCACUUGCCACAAACCGCCCUGGUGAUCUUGAUUCAGCUGUUUCAGACCGUAUAGAUGAAGUUCUGGAAUUCCCUUUGCCUCAGACAGGAGAACGUUUCAAGCUGCUCAAGCUUUAUCUGGAUAAGUAUAUAGCUCAGGCUGGAUCAAGAAAAUCCGGUGGUUGGCUCCAAAAUUUGUUCAAAAGACAACCACGGAAGAUAGAAAUAAAGGGACUGACCGAUGAUAUCUUAAAGGAAGCAGCAGAAAAAACAGAGGGAUUUUCUGGGAGAGAAAUAGCCAAAUUGAUGGCAGGUGUCCAAGCAGCAGUUUAUGGAAGUCCGAACUGUGUGCUUGACGCAACCCUGUUCAGAGAAGUGGUAGAUUAUAAAGUUGCAGAACAUCAACAGAGGAGUAAACUGGCAUCAAAAUCAGAACAGAAGAGUCAUUAGGGUGUCUGCCUGUUGAAGUGAUAUUUUUUAUGGGCUGUUCUAUAUUCGGCUAAGGAUAAGGUACACGAGUGACUUAGCUAACGAAAAAAGCCCACAUAUUUUUGGUUCCGGGCAUCAUGUUUAUCAUUAUUUCCCCCCCUUUCAUGGGGGAAUCUUGAAAUUGCUUAUUCUAAAUUUUGUUAGAUUUGAUGAUUGUUAUCUUUA
Populus trichocarpa (black cottonwood) is the source of this 2310-nucleotide messenger RNA. RefSeq lists its product as uncharacterized. The coding region runs from base 154 to 2106 and encodes 650 amino acids. Gene Ontology annotation, molecular function: ATP hydrolysis activity; zinc ion binding; ATP binding. NCBI's taxonomy places the organism in Eukaryota, Viridiplantae, Streptophyta, Magnoliopsida, Malpighiales, Salicaceae. Gene Ontology annotation, cellular component: mitochondrion. Gene Ontology annotation, biological process: mitochondrion organization. The record is from RefSeq and is a predicted model, not a curated record. The transcript has 8 exons.